Sphaeroforma arctica JP610 is the source of this 416-nucleotide messenger RNA. RefSeq lists its product as hypothetical. The transcript is spliced from 2 exons. Gene Ontology annotation, cellular component: nucleus. The annotation marks the transcript as partial. The record is from RefSeq and is a predicted model, not a curated record. Gene Ontology annotation, biological process: tRNA pseudouridine synthesis; mRNA pseudouridine synthesis. NCBI's taxonomy places the organism in Eukaryota, Ichthyosporea, Ichthyophonida. Gene Ontology annotation, molecular function: pseudouridine synthase activity; RNA binding.
GACCUCAGAGCCCUUUAUGAACGAAGGCAUCGAGGUGAUCCGCCUGACUGUCAAGGGGCAGAGUUUUAUGCUGCAUCAAAUCCGCAAGAUGGUGGGGAUGAUGGUGUUGGUCUGCAAGGGCACGGGGAUAGAUAAAUCCAUUAUCAGCAAAUCAUUCAAAAACCAGAAGAUAUCUGUGCCAACCGCCCCAGCGCUGGGCUUACUACUGGAGAAGUGCUUCUUCGACCACUACAACGAGAAGCUGGGUAAAACCGGAGGUGAAACCAAGCAAAUCCUGUGGGAGCCUACGGAUGACGCCCGACAGGACUUCAAGAUGAAGUAUAUCUAUCCGAAGAUGGUGCAAGAGGAGCUCCAGGGGCAAGAGUUCUCCAAGUGGUAUACCAAGAUCGGCACUGAGCAUAUGGACCGACUCGAAG